Lichtheimia ornata is the source of this 243-nucleotide messenger RNA. RefSeq lists its product as uncharacterized. Bases 1 to 243 code for a protein of 80 amino acids. The transcript has 2 exons. The record is from RefSeq and is a predicted model, not a curated record. Lineage: Eukaryota; Fungi; Mucoromycota; Mucoromycetes; Mucorales; Lichtheimiaceae.
AUGGCAGCUUACAUAUUUUACGUGCCAUGCAUUGUAGCCGUGAGUCCUUGCUGGAAUAUGAAAAAGGCGCGUAUUGGCUCCUUCAACGUUAACGAUCCUAUGGUCAAGGUCACAUUCUUCAAGUCAUAUGAUUGUACCAGCACUCCUGCAGCCGUAUUCCGUGGUGGUUCGAGGGACAACGUGUUGAGAAUGCGAGCAAGAUCAGUGUCUGUGCAAAAGAUACAUUCAAUUGACACGCUUUAA